Hipposideros armiger (great roundleaf bat) is the source of this 4247-nucleotide messenger RNA. It is a transcript of the gene LCA5L, whose product is annotated as lebercilin LCA5 like. The transcript is spliced from 9 exons. The coding region runs from base 2070 to 4235 and encodes 721 amino acids. Lineage: Eukaryota; Metazoa; Chordata; Mammalia; Chiroptera; Hipposideridae. Gene Ontology annotation, biological process: intraciliary transport. Gene Ontology annotation, cellular component: axoneme. The record is from RefSeq and is a predicted model, not a curated record.
UUAAAGGCAGAACCAAAGGCUAUAGACUGGGGAGAGCUCAGAAAAGAGAGAGGGAGAGACCAUUCGGGUGGGAAAGAAAGUUCUAAGGAACCUCCAUCUCUCACGUUCCUCCCUCCAGUCCUGAGAACUAGGGUUAGAAUGACCCCUUCACAAUGAGCUGCUGAUUUUGUUACUGUCCUGGGAGGACCACCAGCCGCGAACCAGCCAUCUUUCCAUAAAUAUCAAAUCUAGGAUGCCAGUUGAUGCUCGCCAACAACAAAAACAAUCACCACCCAUCUGAUAAGGAUAAGUCACCACCAAAGAUUGUAGAAACACAAAGCCCACGAAACUGAGGGCAGGCACUCUGACAGUAAGCAAAAUAUUUUCAUUAGAAACCAUAAGACAUAUCCAGCACAAGUAUUAAUUAGCACGUGUAGAUAGUUUAAGAAAGUAUUCGUGAAAAUGGUAUAUUUUUAAAAAGAAAACACAUAAAGGUGUUUAAAAGUAAUUUCUAUGACUAUCAAAAUUACCUAAGGGGAUGAAAUGUUCUAUAAGUCAUUGAAGGUGAUAGAAAAAACGAUGAUUAGUUUUCUAUGAAAAUAAGAAUUGCUUAUUAGUUCCAUCAAUGUGUUUAUCACACGUAAUUAUUGACACAGGAGAAAAAAAUGUACUGUGAUCCAAAAAUAAAACUGUUUUUGUCUCAUUCCUAAAAAUUGAUUGGCAGAAAGCUAAGAGGAAGCUGAAAAAACCAUAAAGGGAAAACGUGAUAAAUUUAACUCUACACAAGUAUCAAAAUACAUUGUAAACAAAAUUAAAAGGUAAUUGACAAACUGGAGGAACUUUUUGCAACACACAUCACAGACCUUUUCACAGAACAUCAAACAUUCUAACAAAUCAUUUUUUUUUACAAAGAUGAACACCAAGUGAAAAAAAAAAAAAACGGGCAAAAGGCCAGAAAAGGCGAAUCACAAAGUAUGUACAAAUGGUCACUAAAAAUAUGAAAAAAUGUCUAUCCUGCCUAGUAAUCAAAGAAGUGAAUAAAAUCAAAGAUGUCCAUUUCUGACAAUAAAAUGGGCAUUUUAAAAAAGAAAGAAGAUUAUCCCCAAUGUAGGUUAAGGAUAGGAGACGCUAGCCUAGAAGGCAAGCUUUCUUUCCUCUGCCUUCAGGAAGCCUCAAAGGCAUAGCCUUUGAUCCUUGAACUUCUCAGGUAGGAAUUUAUCCCGAGAAACAGUCAAGGGCGACUUCAAGAUUCAUCUACAAGGAUACAAGGCACUGAUACAACGGGGGGAGGAGGGAUGAAGGGAGGAAGAGGAGGAGAAGAAAUAUUAUAAAUGUUCGUUAAUUAUGCAUUCCAUCAUCUAGGUGAUUUUUACUUUUUCUGGGCACUUUCCUGUUCACUCUGAAUUCUCUACACCAAACACGCAUUUGCUCUGUGGUCAGAUGUCCUUUCUCCAAAGAAACCCAACUUCAUGAAAGAGAGGGUAACCGGCAGGGCCCGGGCGUCCACGCUCCCCCCCGAAGGAGCCGGGCGUCCACACCUGCCCGCCUAGGUCCCCCUCCUCCUGGGGAAAUCCGGGAUCCACGCACGCCCGCCUUAGCGCCCUCCAGGGAGCGCUCCGCUCUCGGUCGACGCCCCUCCCACGCAGAGAACUAGACUCGCGCAGUCGAUUCCGGAUCAAACCUCCCGGCGCGUGGGCGAGAACCACUGAGCGCGGGACGGAACGGCGGGACAUUCGCGCCCGCGGGGGCGGCGCGGGAGCGGCUCGUUCGCCCCCCAAGGCGGCCCGGGAGCCGAGCAGGGAGAGCGGGCGGCCUCCUUACAGACGUCCACAGACACAUCGCACUUCGCCCUCACGGAGAAACGGGGGGCCUGACUCACAUCACGGCCCAGGGCGCCCGUCUCCCGGCCGACGAGACGCGGCCCCGAGUGCGCACGUGCGACGACCUCGCGGCCCCGCCCCCUGGUUCCUCUCGUCCCGCCGGGCCGCCCGUCCCAGGAGGCCCCGCGGGCGGGUUUCCAGGGCGACGCGUCUGCGUCACGAGGCCGCGAGGUUGGCACUGCUGCGGAAGCCGCGCCGAGCAGGUUUGCUAUGUCUUUGGCUGACACAACAAAAACCUACGUAGAUGAGCAUUUCCCCAGCGUGGCCUUAGAAAACCACAGGACGUCAGCAGCGAGCAGGAGCAGCCCGAGCACAGCCAAUCUUGCAAGGAACAGUAGCGCUUCCGAUAGGAGUGUCGAUUACAGCAAAUCUCAGUGUUCCUGCGAGAGUUUUGAUUCUCACCAUGAUUAUUCAGAAGAAUUCGUCUCAGAGUAUUCAGAAACAGCUGUUAAUAGAACUUGUUUAGAGAAGCCUGUGGUGAAAGAAAAAAAGGAGGGGAAGAAAAAAUGCAAUGUUUAUAAAAUCUCCCAACCUAAAGUCAACAGGUGGCCUGGUUACAGAGUACCGCAGUGCUCGGAUCUCAUGGGCUUCUUGCCUUUUAUCCCAGCGGAAGAAUCAUGCUUUGGAUCGUCAAUGAAAUGUAAAUUCCUGUCUCAACACCCCAAGAAGAUGGUCUCCACGUCCGGCCAGAAGGAAAUCUCAGUUGGAAAAAAGCACAGCUGGAAUGCACCAUUUUUAAAUUCUAAAAUCAAUAUGAUUGCCCAAAGAAGAGAUGCUAUGACUCAUCGCGUACUCUCAGCAAGGCUUAAUAAGAUUAAAGAACUAAAAAAUGAAUUAACUGAUAUACAGCAUAAAUUGGAAGCCACAGUCCUAGAAAACCAACUUUUGAAACAACUUCAGAUCAGGCACUUGAAAGCUAUAGGAAAAUACGAGAAUUCACAAAACAAUGUACCUCAGAUUGUGGUUAAACAUCAGAGUGAAGUAAAAAACCUAAGGCAGCUACUUAGGAAAUCCAAGGACCAGGAAAGAGCUGUAUCCAGGAAACUCAGAGUAACGGACAGCAAAUUACUGAAGACGAAAGACGCCUUGCAGGCACUGCAGAAGCUCUCUGAAGACAAACAUCUUGCAGAGAGGGAAGAACUUACUCAAAGAUUGGCUAUUCUUACGACAAAAAUGGAGGCAAAUGACAGAAAAGUACAGAGCUUGGAGAAACAGCUGAGGCUGAACAAUAAAGCCUUCCAUCAGCAGCUGACCAUCGAGGGCCGCAAGACUUCAGCAGCUCAAACAGCUACGAACGCACUCCAGAUGGAAGUGAAGCACCUUCGGCAAAAACUUAAGGAAAAGGAUCGAGAGCUUGAAAUUAAAAACAUCUACACUAAUCGGAUACUUAGAAAUUUACAUGACAAAGAAGAUUAUCCCAAAGUUUCUUCAACAAAAUCAGUACAAGCAGACAGGAAAAGUGUUUCACUUACGACUAUGAGACAUCAGGAAACCCAAAAAUCGGAAAAUGGCCCAUGUCUGACAACUAAGGGUGAAAAGACAAAAGGAAACACUGGUCAGAAAGAAAAAUCGGCUGACAUCGUCCAAGCGCUUCCUCACUGUGUUAGUAAGCCACCAAACCAAGAGGAUUCCAAGAGAGAAUGUGAAAAUUUAUCGAAGGAAGAGGAACAUUUGGAAGUACAGCCACCUCUGCAGAAUAUUGGAAGCCAAAGAGAUAAAAAAGAAGAUCAAGAAAAGGCAACCACGUUAGCAAAAGAACAGGAAGUAUCACCAAAAACAAUUCAAGCCAUUCAUCCUGAAAGGGAAGGCCACCAGGAAAAUGAUACAGUAAGAGAAAAGUUUAAAAGAAGCCUACAAAUAAAUGACAUGGAUGAGGUACCUGAUAAAAAUGCUGCUCCCAAAACCAAAAUACCCGCCAGACAAAGAAAGCAUUAUUCAUUCACAGAAGCGGUUGAAAAUUUGCAUAAUGGUCUUCCCGCUACGGGUGGGCCAGCCAAUCACGGUCCCGGCAAAUGUAACCAAGGUCCCGGCAAAAAUCGGGGAGAUGGGGAAGAACUAAAGCCAGAGCACGCUGUUGGUGGGUAUGAGCCCUCUUUUAGUAAGCCUUCCAAAACUAAAGCAAAAGAUACCACUUUCAGAGAGAAGAAAAGCAGUCUAAUGGAAGAACUCUUUGGAUCAAGCUGUGUCUUUAAAGACGACCAACCAAGUACUGCUGCCAUUAAAGGGUCUGAGGAGACUUUGAAAAGCAAGAGGGUGCAUCAUCUUCCUCGCAGUCAGGCCUCCGCCACCCAUGCUUUUGGGAAUUCUAAAGUAACUGCGGUAAAUUCUAGUAAGUCAUCUUCACCUACAGAAGGAAAAAUCAAAAUAAUUAUUUGAAUAAAAUCAAUA